CUGCCUCUAUAUAUGGUGGAAAGAGGGAGGUGUGGACGGCAGCGGAGCGGAGGAGGUGCAGAGCUCCAGGAGUGAAGGACGCCACCAUCGUAUGCUCUGUUCUUCUGAUUGACAGGCCCGAUUAAGAGCCGGGCAACAUAGUAGGAGCAGCCAUGUCUCAUGGAUGGGGAUACGGAGCAACUAACGGACCUGACUUCUGGGCAGACAAUUUCCCUAUAGCUAAUGGGCCCAGACAGUCUCCCAUUAACAUUGUCCCAAAGGAGACCCAAUAUGACCCCUCCCUGAAGGCUCUAAAACUCAGAUAUGAUCCCUCCAAUGCCAAGGGCAUUCUCAACAAUGGACACUCCUUCCAGGUGGACUUUGUGGAUGACACAGACAGCUCCACCCUCACUGGAGGUCCUGUUUCUGGAACCUACCGUCUGAGGCAGUUUCAUUUCCACUGGGGAGGCAGUGAUGACAGAGGCUCCGAGCAUACUGUCAACGGCAUCAAGUUCCCCUGUGAGCUUCACUUGGUGCACUGGAACACUAAGUAUCCCAGCUUUGGAGAGGCAGCUGACAAGCCUGAUGGACUUGCUGUGGUUGGGGUUUUUCUAAAGAUUGGUGCUGCCAACCCCCGACUUCAGAAAGUUCUGGAUGCUUUGGAUGUUAUUAAGAAUAAGGGAAAGCAGACAACCUUUGCUAACUUUGAUGCAAAGACUCUUCUUCCUGGUUCUCUGGAUUAUUGGACCUAUGAUGGCUCUUUGACGACUCCACCCCUCUUGGAGAGUGUCACCUGGAUUGUGCUCAAGGAGCCAAUCAGUGUCAGCCCUGCACAAAUGGCCAAGUUCCGCAACCUUCUCUUCACUGGAGAAGGAGAGGCUCCAUGCUGCAUGGUGGACAACUAUCGGCCCCCUCAGCCUCUCAAGGGCCGUCAGGUCCGCGCCUCCUUCAAAUAAACACUGCUUCACCAUCAUAUCAUCCUAUCAUGCUAUCAAUCUUUUGGUAAAAAUUCUGUCCCAUUACUAAGAAUGAGAAAGGAAUCCUAAUUUUAUCAGUAACAUGCUAAAUACAUAUGCUGUUUUCUUUAGCCUUUCUGUAAUUGGAAAUAUAUUCUUCCUGAUAGUGUUAAUUGAUGUGUACCAAGUUAGUCUGCUUUAUCAUGCACAAAAUCUUUUCAAUAUGGAGUCUUAAUUUUGAACCUUGGAGUUCAUAGAAUUUUAUAUUCUAGAAAUAAAUGCUACAUUUGUAUUACUAUUCAAAUUCCAUAUUUUAGUGAGCAUUGUACUCAUUGAAAACACUUGCAGACAUCUUAGACAACUGUCUAAUAUGGCAUCAUUUCUGCUUUAUACAAUUCAGAAACACACCUCGCCCAUCUUAAUUUGAUACAGAGCCUGUUUAUUGGCUAAAGACAUCUUCAUCUUUUUAAAAACAUAAUUUUUAAAACUUUGCCUUGUUUAAAAAUGAAAGCCUUUUUCAACUUUUUGAAACCUUUUCUAUGCAUUUGAUUGUGUUUUGAGUUGUGCUACAGCUUCCAAGAUUGUCAAAGCUAAUGUUUUUAUUCAAUGCCUUAAUUUUUACUUUGAGAUAAAGUGGUCAGUCCAGCAAUGACAGACAAUGUGGAUACAGCAUUUUUCAGAGGUGAUAGGCCCCACUACAGACUAUAGAGCACUGGGAGCCACCAGCCAUCAAGUAGCACUUUUAUGCAAGCAGAUUUAACUUUAAUCACCACAAUGCUAUGGAAUGCUACAAUUCUCCCUAUGUUUUCGUCCAACCAGAGGCCAUGUCAAUGCAAAUUCGUGUAAUCAGAACAUAAAUUAUUUUUCUUUUUGUUGGGCUUUCAUCCAUCUUAGAUAAAUAGGACUAUUUUUCAAAUAUAUAUUAAAGUCACACGGACACAUGUGCACUACUGUUGUCAUAAAUUCAGCCUGUCAGUGGCUCUACAGCAUAGUCUCUUGAUUUUUACAAGAAUUUUGACAGCUGAACUACCUAUCACCUCAGUGCAUUAAAUGUUCUCUGUAAGACUUAUGUUUCAAAUAAUUUAGGGUGGGUUUACUACUUAAUGCACUAUUAACACAUCAGUUAAAAUUUAAAAAAAUGUAAUUCUAUUUUUGCAAUGUCUAUAGUCAGUUCUUCAGUUAACUAAAUUUAUAGCAUUAGCAGGUGUUUUUAAGAGACCACAGCAAUGUUACUUUUGGUUGUUAUAUAGAAUGUUAAGCUGUUAGGGUGUGGCUAUAGUCAAACAGCUUUAAGCCCUUGAAGUGCAUCUUUUAAAACUGCUGCCACAUGAAUACUGGGAAACAAUGUUUUGUGUGAAUCUAUCACGUCAUAAAAGAAGUUUAUCAAUAAAAAAAUAUAACUUCUAUAA
Amphiprion ocellaris (clown anemonefish) is the source of this 2344-nucleotide messenger RNA. It is a transcript of the gene cahz, whose product is annotated as carbonic anhydrase. The record is from RefSeq and is a predicted model, not a curated record. Bases 153 to 935 code for a protein of 260 amino acids. Gene Ontology annotation, cellular component: cytoplasm. NCBI's taxonomy places the organism in Eukaryota, Metazoa, Chordata, Actinopteri, Pomacentridae. The transcript is spliced from 8 exons. Gene Ontology annotation, biological process: carbon dioxide transport. Gene Ontology annotation, molecular function: zinc ion binding; carbonate dehydratase activity.